This is a messenger RNA of Anguilla rostrata (American eel), 1130 nucleotides long. Its product is annotated as GTPase IMAP family member 4-like. Gene Ontology annotation, molecular function: GTP binding. Bases 294 to 1130 code for a protein of 278 amino acids. The record is from RefSeq and is a predicted model, not a curated record. The transcript is spliced from 3 exons. NCBI's taxonomy places the organism in Eukaryota, Metazoa, Chordata, Actinopteri, Anguilliformes, Anguillidae.
CUUAGGAGAGGAGGCUCUGAAGUAAUGUUACCCACGGAGACCAGUUUGACCGAUCAACUCAUUUCACUUUCUCGGUAAUCUCCAAAUGUAUAGCAGCUAUUGUCAUUUUAUUACUAAACACGUGAUUUACCACAAAGACAUCAGACCAGGGUAGUCUGAUAUGCUGGAAUCCACUUGUUACGUGUUUGGCUAAGAAAUCAGGUUAUUUCCUCAAAGAGCUACUCUUGACUUGCAUGCUAGAACAGAAGGUCUGAUCAGAACCGUCCUUUUCCAGUUCUUCAACUGACAAGACAAUGGCAGGUAUGAUGGGAGGGUCUGGUGAUCUGAGGAUUGUUCUGGUGGGUAAGACAGGAGCUGGGAAGAGCAGCACAGCCAACACCAUUCUGGGUGAGAACCUGUUCAGAACAUCAUGUGGUGCAAACUCUGAUACCGCUACAUGUAAGGCUGCAACCAACACUGUUGAUGGGAGGAAAAUCACUGUGGUUGACACACCAGGGUGUUUUUCUACUGAGUGCCCUGAUGAAAAGCUAAAACCUGAAAUAACCAGGUGCAUCGUAGAGUGUUCCCCUGGACCUCACGCUUUUCUUAUCGUGCUGCCUGUGAGGAGAUACACAGAAGAGGAGAAGAAAGCAGUGGAUGAGAUUGUGAAAAUGUUUGGGGAGGAGGCUCUGAAAUACGUUGUUGUCCUGUUUACCAAUGGAGCCCAACUUGACAACAAUGUGACCAUCCGCAAGUUUGUGGAUGAAAAUGACUGCCUGAAAACACUUGUCCAAAAGUGUGGAGACCGGCUUCAUGUCAUCGAUAACAUAUACUGGAACAAUCCCACUGAAGGCCACGAUGAUGAGAGAAGCAACACCGCUCAAAUCAAGAAGCUGCUGAACACGAUUGAUCAGAUGGUGAAACAGAACAGAGGCCAGCACUAUACUAAUGAGAUGCUCCAAGCUGCAGCACAGGCCAUUGAAGAGGAAAUGGUCAACAUAAGGGAAGAAACUGGAGGACAGUUAUCUGCGAGCACUCUCAUAGAACGGGCAAGAGAGAAAAUACAAAGGGUUUUUAACGAGCUAGAUGUGCCAGCAGUGUUUCUGGGGAGACAGUCCAAGGACAAGCAGCAGGCUAACUGGAGUCUGUAA